AACAUGCCGGCGGCCGGCACGUCCAUGAUUCUUUUUUUUCUUCUAAUUAGUAUCAAUAGUAUCUCAUAUACAUAUAUAUCAAUCGCGGCAUCACAACGGCAUCGUCGAUGCUCACGUGUGUGCUGUGCUGGUGUAUGCAGCUAACCGCUGAAUUCUGUAAACGGAAGUUCAUGCUUUACUUAAUUCAUCGAAAAUACAAAUGAUAGCUGAAUAUUAUUAUUUAUUUUUAAACGGAGCGAAUUAAAUUCAUGUCAUCUCGAUCGUAUCUCCAGUCAUCACGUGCUCUAAAUUUAACCUCAACCUCAAAUUGAACAGAGUGAUCCGGCGAUCUCUGUCGAAGUGUACAACAUUCAUAAAGAGAACUAUUGUGAGAGAUGAGGAGCGCGAUGAGCAUGGUGUUAAAAAACGUGUGGAUCGGCGAGUUUACGGCGACAUUUCGCACAUGCUACAGGAAGUACUGCACCUCGGAGACGACGCAGGUGGUACAUCCAUAUCGCAAUAUGCACCCGUGGAAGUCGGAAAAUGAGUUUACGAAUCAUUUGCUGAAGAAUGUUAUUUACAAUAAAGAUGGAAUAAUUGCAAUAAAGAAACCAUAUGGUAUACCUAUACAUAAUAUGAAGCCAAAUAUAAAAACACAACGUCAACUACUGGCAACCCAUAAAAUUGUAGGAGCAGUGGAUUAUGUUAUAGAAGACUCUUUACCAUAUCUUGCAAAGGAAUUAGAUGUACCAAUUUUAAUACCAUGCUUGGGAGCAGAAAAAUAUAUGAGUGGUGUAUAUAUCUUUGGAAUUAAUGACAAGGUGUGCCAGCAGCUAGAGCUUGCAACACGUCGAACUGUAGGCAAAUAUAGAAAAUAUUGGAUAGUCACAACCAGAGUUCCAAAUGAUAUCAAAGGAAAACAUCAUCUAGGAAUGAUAUUAAAAACAUCCGUUUUAGGAGAGAAAAAGCCUAUUAUCUUAGACAAGUGGAGUAACAAUGCGGUGAAGAGGGACGAAGUCAAGAUAUUGAAUGUAGAUUAUAAGGUCAUUUCCAAUUCGACGCAUAAUUUGAGUUCUCUAAUAGAAAUCAUAUCAUCCACGAGAAAGUGGCAUGCUAUCAGGUUGUUCGCCUCUACUAUGCUGUAUGCUCCAAUUCUCGGCGAUAAUAUUCACGGAUCGCGAAUCCAAGAGUUCAUGGGUACAUGGCUGAGAGUCGAUCCAUUCUCCGAUUCCUGUUGGGAUCCACCAAAGCUAAAUCGACAACUGCUUGAUCUGCUAGACGUGAAGCCAAGUCAGCAAGAAAUUAUUCCGACGCACGUGCACUUGAAAAGUGUGCAUUUCAUUUACGGAAAAGAAAAGAAAGAUAUAAUAAUAGAAGCAUCUUUGACGGAAUCGUUUGAUUGGACCUGCAAGCAGCUUAAGUUUAAGAUGCCAAACGAAGAGAAAAAUGAUGUUGCAGCUAAUCAAGAAGAGUUAGCUUGUGUGUAAGUUAAACUAAGUUUUAAAUUGGUCUACAUUGGUGCAAACGGGCACAAAUGUUAUAAUUGUAAUAAAAAGAUUUAUUAAAUCGAUAA
Monomorium pharaonis (pharaoh ant) is the source of this 1552-nucleotide messenger RNA. Its product is annotated as mitochondrial RNA pseudouridine synthase RPUSD4. Lineage: Eukaryota; Metazoa; Arthropoda; Insecta; Hymenoptera; Formicidae. The transcript has 4 exons. The record is from RefSeq and is a predicted model, not a curated record. Gene Ontology annotation, molecular function: pseudouridine synthase activity; RNA binding. The coding region runs from base 375 to 1466 and encodes 363 amino acids. Gene Ontology annotation, biological process: pseudouridine synthesis.